CAAUCACUUCCCUACUUACUUCACCACCCACUUCCAAACAAAAGAAACCAAAUAACAAACAUGCCCACCCCCAAAUCCCGCCCAACGGCAUCGUGCCUCCCGUGCCGAACCCGAAAAGUCAAGUGCAACCGCCUCCAACCAUGCGAAACAUGCAGUGCGCGGAACAUUGCGCACGAAUGUAAAUACGCUGUGCCGGAUGAGGAUAGGCAGGCGAUUGCGCAAGCGGAGAUGAUUGCGGAGUUGAGGGGGGAGGUGAAUCGGCUACGACAGCAGAUUAAUGAUCAUGAAUACUAUGAAUAUGAUCAUGAACAUAAUCAUGAGAAUCAUGAGGAUUUAAUGGGUGAGGGUAAUGUGUUAGAGGACGGGGGUUUACUGAUUGAGAGAUUGGAAAAUGGGGAGAGUUUGGGAGAAGAGGAGGAUGAUGAGUUGGAGAGGGUGUGGAGGGUGUUGAGGGAUGGGGAGUGGGAGAGGGUGAGGGAGGUGGUGGGGAGGAUUAGAGAUAUAUGGUGGGUUGGUGUGUAUGGUGGUAUAGCUUAA
Messenger RNA from Aspergillus costaricaensis CBS 115574, 537 nucleotides. Its product is annotated as Zn(II)2Cys6 transcription factor domain-containing protein. Bases 61 to 537 code for a protein of 158 amino acids. Lineage: Eukaryota; Fungi; Ascomycota; Eurotiomycetes; Eurotiales; Aspergillaceae. Gene Ontology annotation, biological process: regulation of DNA-templated transcription. Gene Ontology annotation, molecular function: DNA-binding transcription factor activity, RNA polymerase II-specific; zinc ion binding. The record is from RefSeq and is a predicted model, not a curated record. The transcript is spliced from 4 exons.